Paecilomyces variotii is the source of this 558-nucleotide messenger RNA. RefSeq lists its product as hypothetical. The record is from RefSeq and is a predicted model, not a curated record. Gene Ontology annotation, cellular component: membrane. Bases 14 to 544 code for a protein of 176 amino acids. The transcript has a single exon. NCBI's taxonomy places the organism in Eukaryota, Fungi, Ascomycota, Eurotiomycetes, Eurotiales, Thermoascaceae.
CCUCACGCAAACUAUGUUUGCACAGGCAGUUGACGGGGCAUCUUUCUGCUGGUUGCCAAUCAAGUACCAAAGGAUUACCUAUCUCAUCGUCAACACGAUCUUAAUGAUCAUCCAGAUCAUAGGAGGAGUCAUGAGCGUCGCGCAAGGGCCUGUUAGCGUUGUCGCAACGGGAGCAAAAAUUUCAAUUGCUAUGUUUAUUACCCAGCUUCUCUUCUGGGGCUUUACGUUUGCGGAGAAUAUCUACAUGACAUCUCGACUAGGUCGCCAUCCCUCAGAAGCCAGUCGAGAGCGAAUUCCGAAGUGGAAAUACUGGAAUCAACUUUUUGGUCUAUCGAUAUCCAUUAUUGCCUUUGGACGUAAUGUGAUGCGAUUGACAAUGGAUGGGGGUGUGGAAUUUCUCAGUGUGAACGAGUGGCCUUCUUACGCAUUUGACGGGUAUCAAAUGGUUGUCGUCAUGGGAGCUUGGGCGAUAUGGUACCUGCCGGGAAAAAGUAAAGAAGUUAUUCGCAAGGGAACUUAUAUUGAGCUAAAUGGGAGGGUUUGAGGUUACGAUGUACG